UGGUAAGUGCCCCUUUUAGUUUGAUGAGUUCAUGGUUGAAGGAUCAUGUGAAAGGAGCCGGCUGAGCGGUACAUGAUGUGCGCUGCCUGCGAUCAGACCUCUCUCUUGUCUAGAAAGGGGCGCUGUCCCGCAUAAUGAGGUGUCGCAGAGGGAAGAGCGUCACUCGCAACAUGUGAAAUCACAAACGUGUAGGAGCUUUGGUCGUUUUGUGUCACCAAACCAUCACACGCAACGCUGCACACCGUCUUCUGCGCUUCUACGGAGCACUUUUUCCAAGGCCAAGCUUCCAGCAUACGCACAACUUGACCGCCAUUAUGGCCGAAGUUCCAGUGCCCAUCGGGGCCAUUUACAAGGGCGGGGACAGCGCUUCUUUGAACGCUUUGCGCGCCAACGAAGAGGCCAGCAAGAUGUACGCUCCAUCCGUCUUUUCCCCUCACACGCUCUCGGAGAAGGGCCACAAGAGGGUGGCCAAGGACAGGGUGCCCAAAGGCAAGAACAAGAGGCCCACAGAUGACGCCAUCUCUAAAGGAGCCACCUUGCCAUCUCAGGAGGCUGGAUUCGAUGUGUACUACGAGGUGCAUGGCAAAGGGCCCAAGAAGAUUAUCUGUCUCAUGGGUCUCAACAACAGCUGUUUCGGCUGGCUGCAGCAAGUGGAGCGUUUCGGAUCAGACCCGGACUAUUCCAUCCUCGUCAUUGAUAAUCGCGGCUACGGCAACUCCGAGACGCCUGCCGGCUUCUACACCACAUCCUCCAUGGCGAAAGAUGCCCUCGAGGUGCUGGAUCAGAUUGGAUGGACCGCAGAUCGGCAACUGCAUGUGGUCGGCGUGAGCAUGGGCGGGAUGAUUACCCUGGAGAUUGCCAAGCUGGCUCCCAAGCGCGUUGCGAGCAUCAAUUUGGUCAGCACGACGUCUGGACAAGGAAGGGGAGAGAAAAAUCUCCUGACAUCACUGCCGCCUCUCACCGGCGUGACCACUAUCGCGCGAGUGAUUGCAGGAAGGAUCCUCAAUAUGGACUCGGAUCAGUGGAGGGUGGGACAGGUGCUCGAAUUGCUCUUUCCCAAAGUCUGGCUCGCAGAGGUUCAUCCCGAAGAUCCCAGCGGCCGCACACGGCGAGACGUGAUGAGGGAGAUGUUCGAGUGGCGCUUCGCCUACACUCGGAGGCAAACACUGCCCGGCGCUUUUGCUCAGAUCGGAGCGGUGGCUACUCACAGGGUUACACCUAAAGAGCUGGCAGCUAUCAACCUCGAUAUUCCUGCCAUUGCCAUCUUUACGGGAGAUCAAGACAAUCUCGUCAAUCCUGCCAACUCGUUCCACUUGCACAAGCACCUUCCUAGGGCCGACUUUACACAGUACAAGAAUGCCGGUCAUGCUUUGCCCGUACAGAAACCUCAGGAACUCAACGACGCCUUGCAGAAGAAUUUCGAGAAGGCCGCCGCUCACCUGGCAAACAGCGCCUCCGGACCCUGGCCUCACUUUACAUCUGUCUCGAAGCAAUGAGAUGCAGGCUGGUUCCUCUGGCCUUCACGUCGCAAUGUAAUGGACAUUGAGCGCCACGGGGAAAAUGCUGGGCGAAUGCAGUGUGGCAUGCUGAAGGUCUCAAACAAGUACAUAGAUCUCAUCCAAUACCGGCCGCUUGACGUUGCGAGCUUUGAUCGCUUCGCGCACCAUUUGUCUAGUCAAGAGGAGCGCUGGCUCCAACAGCGGCGUCGGCUGCCCCAACUUUUGAGC
Molecule: messenger RNA, 1727 nt
Organism: Ceraceosorus guamensis
Lineage: Eukaryota; Fungi; Basidiomycota; Exobasidiomycetes; Ceraceosorales; Ceraceosoraceae
Product: alpha/beta-hydrolase
Exons: 5
Coding region: 315-1496 (393 amino acids)
Source: RefSeq, a predicted model, not a curated record